AUCAGGCACGCGAAUCUGCUUCGUUUUCUCCCGCACUUGAAGGGCUUUUUACGCGUCGUUGGAUGGUUCAGCUUCUCAUAUCUUUGGCGCUAUAGCACCUGCACCGUAUCAGACCGACGCUCCUGUCAGGCUGCUGCAUCGCUCUACAUUCCUGUGGACUGAACCUCAUCUAAAAGGUGCAGCAGGAUGCAGGGCGUUCUGCCUGUGUGUGGAUUGCAGCCCCUGCUGGCCCUCCUUCUGCUCCAAACUGUGGGCUGUGGUGUAACCGAAGCAGACACUAUGGUGAAUAUGCGGAAGGUGACCCAUCAGACCAUUAGCGAGGAGAUGUCCAAAACUGUUCUCCUCCCUUGCCUCUUCACCCUGCGCCCCGGCGCCAGUUCAUCACAUGAGCCCCCCCGGAUCAAGUGGACCAAGGUCUGGGGCCAAAGGGGCUCUGACGGCCUGCAGAAGGAACAGUCAGUCCUGGUGGCUAAAGACAAUGUGGUCAAGGUGAAGAAGGCCUUUCAGGGUCGGGUAACGUUGCCUGGUUACAAUGAGAACCGCUACAAUGCCAGUCUUGCUUUGUCAGGGCUACGCUCUAGUGACUCUGGCCUGUACCGCUGUGAGGUCGUGGUCGGCAUCAAUGACGAGCAGGACACAGUUCCCCUGGAAGUCACAGGUGUUGUAUUUCACUACCGGGCCCCUCAUGACCGCUACGCCCUGUCCUUUGCUGACGCCAAGAGAGUGUGCGUGGAGAACUCGGCUGUCAUCGCAACACCAGGCCAGCUGCAGGCUACCUUUGCUGAUGGAUAUGACAACUGUGAUGCUGGUUGGCUGUCUGACCAGACUGUGCGGUAUCCCAUCCAGUCACCACGGCCCGGUUGCUAUGGCGAUCGCGAAGACUCACCUGGAGUCCGUAACUACGGCGAUAGGUCCCCCGAUGAGCUGUUUGAUGUCUACUGCUUUGCUAAGCAGCUUCACGGUGAAGUCUUCCACUCUACUGUGACAGAGAAGCUGGGCCUGGCCACAGCCUCCACCCACUGCCAUUCUCUGGGAGCCCAGCUGGCCACCGUCGGGCAGCUGUACCUCGCCUGGCAGGCCGGACUGGACCAGUGCGACCCUGGCUGGCUCGCCGACGGCAGCGCCCGCUACCCUAUCAACGUCCCGCGGAAGAACUGCGGCGGAGACGAGCCCGGCGUACGGACCGUCUACAACAACCCCGACCGCACCGGCUUCCCGGACACCACAGCUCUGUACGACGCCUACUGCUACCGAGCCCACCAGACAGAGGGGGUCCAGGCUUUGGAGGCGCAGGCUUUGUACCAGGCACCCGACCCAGCCACUGAGGCCAUCUCUCCAGUCACUGAAGCUCAGCGUAGUGCCCCUUUUUCCAAAACCUCCACCUGGACUGGCCUGGUUGACUUGGACAACGCAGGAGUCCACUCCAUUGCUGGGAACAACGACUCCUCUGAGAUCUCUGAUGAGCAUGUAGUCAUCCAUUUAAGGCAGGAGGAGAGCUGGAAUGAAAAACCGGCGAGCCAACUGAGCCAGGAGGAGUCCGACAGCCCAAAGAGCAGCAGCGCCAUGAGCCUUCCAGACCAGGAGCACCACGGAGGUUCUGCUCAUGAAGAAGAAGAUGGUGGCUUUUUUAGUUUAUCUGACACCCCAACGUUAUCCUCCAUAGCUUUUUCCACUCCCCAGUCGCAGACUAGUAACAGUGUGUUGGCUGAGUUUGUGAACACUCUGGUAAGGCCCUUUAGGUAUUUGACAGGAGGAAAGAAGGGGGAGGAAAAGAGGCUUUCUGUGCUUCAAGAAAAAGAAGGGGAGAACCAGACACAGAGUGAAGCAUCCAGUAGCAACCUAAGUAUACAGAAACCUAUUGGAAACAAGGGCAGCAUAGACAAUGCUAUUCUGGAGCACAGGAGUUUUUCCUUGAGGACUCCCGCCACUGGACUACAGGCUCCAGAGGAAGGUCUGUCUGAGCAGGAGAAAGAGGUGAUGCCACUGGUCCGGUUAGUGCCUGCAGUCCAAAAAGAUGAUACCACCACCCAGCCCGGAGAAAAAGCCUCCAGCACGUCUUCUAACAACCCUCCAUCCAGCAACAGUUACGGAUUCACUGCCUCGGGUCCCAAUGAGAGAUCACCACCCACUGAACAUGUCAUGGUAUCCGGUCCUCAGGGUCCCAGAGUGGGCCCGGCUUUUGCUUCCGCCCCCAACAACCACUUUCGGUGGGCCAUCAAAUCCAUGCGUGCCUCCAAACUAGGUCCUCCUGGAAAGGCGCCGUUUUUGGGUAAACGCCCCACCUGGGAGCCUAUGGAAGCAAAAAGUGGGCCACUGGAGGUGAUGACCCUGCCCAGCUCUCUUCGACGAGACCUCCCUGAAAACUAUUCUGGUCAGGGGAAGGACCAGGAUGGAGAAGAUGUUAAUGCUGCCAGAGCCGCAUCAGGGGAGGAGAAGGAGACAGAGGGGAGCAGUGAAGGGAGCAACUUUCCUGAAGGGUUUACAUUGAAUGCAAACAAGUCUUCACUCAGCCAUACUGAGGGUGUGAGUGUGGCAGAGCACACAACCCUGUCCCUCUGGCAGCUGGUGCAACAGCCCACCACCACACCUGCGGUCACAGCAGAGGAGGCCAGGGGAGAGAUCCUCUAUGUUCACAGGCCCACUGACAACCUCUCCUCUGCUCUUUCACAAAGAGGAGAAACGAGUUCAAAUCCAGGUUUCACUACUUUCUCUACGAAGAACAGCGAAGGCACCAGCGUAAAGGAGGUGGUAACAUCUACACCUGAAGCUCGUAUGGAGGUGCUGACAACCUCUGAAGUGACCACAGUACAGCUUCUGACAACCAGAGACACACAGAGGACAGAUCCUACUACCACAGCAACCACCACAGAAAACUCCUCAGAGAGCGACACCACCGACGAGUCGCCUAUUUCCAUUUCAUGGGUUCAGGAAGACCAGGAGAAAACAACCCCCAACCUCUCUGCUACUCCCACACCCAGCGACGGAUCUCACACGACUACGGGUGUUGUUCAGUUGACAACUUUUGCAUCUGACUCAAACGUCGGCGCCACACAAAUGGAAUCCAGGUCUGCCGUGUCCGAGUCCUUCGUGGUUGGAAGUCGAUGGACACCUUUCAAAACCCCAAAGUCAGAGGACCAUAAAACUAUGAAAGACAACAAAGACCCAAACAACUCUUUCGGCAUCCUCAUGCCCAACUGGGCCUUCGGACUCGUCCCAUCAGUGGAGAAUAACCCAUGCCAGACCAACCCGUGUCUCCAUGGAGGGAGCUGCCUGCAGGAGGGCGAUGGCUAUAGCUGCUACUGUCCUCAGGGCUUCUCUGGAGAGAGCUGCGAGAUCGACAUUGAUGACUGCCAGUCCAACCCAUGCCAGAAUGGGGGAACCUGCAUCGAUGAGAUCAACUCCUUUGUGUGUCUUUGUCUGCCCAGCUACGGAGGAGCGGCUUGUGAGAAAGACACUGAGGGCUGCGAGCACACAUGGAGGAAGUUCCACGGCCACUGCUACAGGUACUUCAGCCGGAGACACACCUGGGAGGACGCCGAAAAGGACUGCAGAGAGCACAGCGGACACCUGGCCAGUGUCCACACCCUGGCCGAGCAGAACUUUAUCAGAGGUCUAAGCCAUGACAACACAUGGAUCGGGUUAAAUGAUCGCACAGUGGAGGACGACUUUCAGUGGACCGACAAGAUGGAUCUGCAAUAUGAGAACUGGCGCGAGAACCAGCCGGACAACUUCUUCGCUGGAGGAGAAGACUGCGUGGUCAUGAUCGCUCAUGAGAACGGCAAAUGGAACGACGUGCCAUGCAACUACAAUUUGCCCUACGUCUGCAAGAAGGGAACAGUGCUUUGUGGCCCCCCGCCCAGUGUGGAUAAUGCCUUCCUGAUUGGUCGGAAACGCUCCCACUAUGACAUCCACUCAGUAGCGCGUUACCAGUGCGCCGACGGCUUCCUGCAGCGCCACGUGCCCACGGCCAAGUGUCGCGCCAACGGCAAGUGGGACCGGCCUAAAAUCAUCUGCACAAAAUCACGACGAGCCCACCGCUACCGCCGCCACCACCACAAGGGGAGGAGGGAGCGCAGGAAGCACAAGAGGCAUGGCCACAGAGAGGGGGGGCACCACGGGGGAGAGCAGGGCCACAACCACGCCCAUGUCUGAACCAAAAACCCGCUUUCCUACUUCUCCUCUGCUGCCAACUGCGGUUUGCCUGUCGUCCUUUCCUCCUGCCCAAUUUCCCCAAACACUACUUUACAUCUUACAGCUCAAAACUCAAAGUCCCCUCCCUACACUGCACUGCCCCCCCUCCCCUUAAGCUCCAACCCUGGCUUUUCUGAGUCAGCCUGUACCAUAGUCAACUCUAAGGCCAGCAGAAAUGCUGUGAGGUGUCACCGGGACAAUAACAAAUCCCUUUGUACUCUUUUUACUUUCUUCUCUCUGUUCUCGUCUUACCUUUCCCGUGUCCCACCCUUCCUCCAACUUGACCCAGUUCCUCUCCCUCCGAGCUCAACGACUGAAACAUGGGGCUACGCUGACCUGUUUUUGAGAAGAAAAAGGAAAAAACCUUUGAGAUCCACACCGAACAUUCUUCAGAGAGAUGGUUUCAACUAUAAAUAGGGACGACAUCACUGAAAACGCCGUAUCAGAAUCAGACGAGUCAAGGGAGACAUCCGUGUUGUUGACUUUGAGCCUUUUGUCUGUUGAACACAUGUUAUUUUUUACAAAUACUCAGUGUUUAUUUCUGCUGCUUUUGGUUCUUUGUAAGACAUUGUGCUUGACUUAAAGCGACUUCUUCUGAAACGGAUUUAAUUGAUUUGCUUUGAAUCAGAGGCAGUUGUAAUUGAAUUAUUUGAUUGUUAGCGUUGUAUCUUCUUGUCAGUGUGAGACAGUUACUUUAGAUCAGAUGCUUAAACCCCCAGAGGAAAAUGGAAAACACAUUGCAUAUCAAUUCAGUUUCAUCAAACAUCAGUCGCUUUACAGAAGUGUCAAUCUCACAGAGCUCUUGUUGUGUCAGACAUCCAUCCCCGACAUUUUCGAGGGUUAAUUGAAACCUUUGAUGUCAGUUUGUCUCAACCCAGCUCAGCAUUCCUAGGUUUGCCUUUUCUUAUAGGUUGUGUCGCUGUAAGAAUAUGUGCCGUGAAUUAAUGAAUGUGGUGCAGCAGGGCACAGCUCCUCUAACUCAUUGACAAGAGUUUUACGUAUUUGGUCUGAUAAGGAGAAAAUUAUUCUACCGACCCGUCAUAAGAGAACCAGACCUGGUUAUCUCUCAGUAGGUGCCUCAUGAGUCAAGAACAUGAUAUGACGUUCCCCUGCACACAGUUUAGGUUCACAAACAGAUGUCCUUUUAAAAUAACUAUUACAUUGAGCUGAUUCUGUAAUUUAAGUGAGGUAGUACUUCCCUUUUUAGUGCAUUUUCUAUUGUGUUUGAAAGGUUUUAGAGUUUAGCUGCUUAACGGUACAUCAUGUAUGCAAGCUAACUGUCUCGUUCCGCUGUUUGCUGCUGGGCAUGUAGCGACAUUCAGUUAUUUAAAAUGUAUUUUGCUAUAAGAGGCUCCCUGUUUUGUCUAGAAACUACACUUAUGAGAGCAGUGAAUCACAAUAGUACAGUUAGGGGCCACAUAACCAAAACAAUAGGACAAAAAGAGGCUAAAAUGCUCCAUGAAGCUAAGGGGAACUACGGUUCAGAGCUGGAUUGUCCGUGGGAUUGUGUUGUUAAAAGCAUUACCUUUUACAUGACAGUUUGUCAUAUGAUAUAUUGUCAAUCUGACAAAAUGUACAGCCCACUAGAUCCAGUUCUUUAUACCAGAUGAGACGGGGAACAGGCACUAAAAAAAAAAAAAAGCUAAUGUUGAUGACACAAGGUAUGAGGAUGAAUAUCAGGCAGAUGCUCUCAUCUCAGUGUGUGUGUUUAUGAUUGAGGAUGUUGACAGUGGCUGAAGUCCCAGAGGAUGAUGAUAGAGAGGGUCGGCAGAGAUUAAGGUUUCCCAUUUCUGAGGGCGACCGAGUCUCACACCUGUGCUCGCUCCUGUGUGUGUCCUGCUUUAAAGAGAGGAUCGGGGUGGAUAAAACAAGCGAUUUGCUCUCGUUCUCUUUCCCUUUUUACAGCCGGGUUAAAUUGGUGUUUUUUAAAGCCAGUACUUGAGGUUAAGGCUGCUGGGAUUAUGUCCCAAACACUGACUCCAGCUCUUUUAUCCUUUCAGUUUCUCCUCUCUUGCUUUUUCCUUCCCGUCAUCCCUCUUUACUGCUUUUCAUUUAUCUCUUCACUCGACAUUCCUUUCACUGUCGAUGAGUUUUUACAAUAGAAAAGUAGUGGAAGGACUUAAAUCCAGUUUUACCAGCUCUUUAUUGGUGUAAGACUAACGUUGGUGUUUUUCAGCCUGGUUUCAUGUAUCUCAUAAAGAGAACAAGAUCAGGUUAUAUAAAGCCGCUUGAGGGAAGAAAUUCCACCCUGUGCGCAUUAAUUCCCUGCCUUUGUUUGUCCCUCCUCACCUUGGCAAUGACAACACUCCUCCGCACGGAGAAGAAGACUGAACCUACACCUCCGUAUCAGGUUAAUUAAUCUGCUGCAUGCCUAAUUAACAAGUUACAUUAUCUGCGGAGCGGCAGAGCUGAGGUGACAGUGGAAGGGUUAGGGUGACGGACAGGAGACCCAGAGAACUGUCACAGCCGUCGACCAUCUGUCGUCUGAGAUGUCAGGCUGCUACGGACCUCGUCUUUUCUAUCUGUCAUUAAAAAUGGAUGGAGGACUGGUAGUUGAAUGAAAGGGCAGACAGAAGCCCCUCUCACUGUUAUUCAAAUCACAGCUGAUGUCAAGAGAUGGUGUAAUUACUGCUGUGUAAAGAUUCAGCUGUGCGACGUGAGUUUAAAACGUUCUAAAAAAUGAUGGAGUGUAAACUGAAUUUUGGCCGGAGAGCUUAAGGAAAUGAGAUUGAAAAAUAUAAUAAAUUAGUACAACUACUAAGUUAAACUAAAAAGUGAAUCUGUGUUUAUGUUGAGGUGAGAAAACUGAAGUUGAAUCUGCUGUUAUAUCUUGUCUUCUUCAUUUCUGCAGCUUUCUACAAAAACACCACAGAUUUAUACUCAAUUUAAUAGGUUGUUGUGAAGGGAUUUCUGUCUGAUGAUGUUCUUUCUUUUUUUAAACUUUAAAAAGUUUCACGAAGGAGCUGAAAAUGUGUGUGGGCUGUGUGUGUUGUGUCAGUUUGCUUUUGGCCCAUCCUCUGGGACUGCUAUGUUGUUUGCUCUUUCUCUUGCUUAAAAAAAGUCCAACCUUUUCCUCACAGCUUCUCUCCAACACCCUUUUCAUUGAAUUCAUGCAGAAACACACAUUUUCACACACUCAUUUCUGCUCUUCAAACUUCAAACGCUCUGACCCUCAUGCUCAGAAGUGUCUUUGCUUUUCCUCUUUUCAUCUCCUUAGCUCGCGUUCGCGCUCCUCUCUCCUCUCCUCGUUGGUCUUCCUAGUAGAAGCCCUGAGGGCACCAGAUAGAAAGAGACCGGGCUUUGUAAUUGUGAGUCUUAAUUGUGAAGAUGAGUGACUUACCGGAGGCUGCUGCCAGCUGUAUCCCGGCUCUGCACCCUGAGGGGGAGCAGCAAGCGAAUCAUUGAACGUCUGUACAGCCAGCAGGCCUGUUCUCAGGCUUUGCCACCUUUCCUAACUGUGAACAAGUUAUUCCCCUUACUCACAGCUCAAGUAUUCAGCAGAGAAGAGAUAACAGUGCAAGAGUGUGACGGUUUUUCCGUCUAAAUAGCACCGGUAGGCGCACAGCUUGUUUAAAUUUGUUGUAAAUAUGUGUCUGGUUGCAUCAGUGUGACAGAAUUUACUUUGGGUGCGCUUAUGCCUCCACAGCAGGUAUUUCCAGCAUUCAUUAAUAUUAAUAUAAUUCACUGAAAAACACAACAAAUAAAAAAUGUCAAAAUGAGCGGAAAAAAACUGGAGGAGGGUUAUACAACUCUGACAUUUCACAUUAGGAUGAAAUUAAAAAUGUGAGAUCAACAACUAAAAACGAAUUAGACAUCUCCAAGUGAAUAACAAGUGCUUUCAAGGCAUAUAAAUGAAUUUGAGAGAAGAUCACAAUCAUCUGAGCAUUGUGUUUGUGUUUUUAUAUCACUUGUUUUUCUUUGUGACGGUGAUUUGACAGCCUACAAAGAUCUCUGUUAGGUCAACACUGCAUAAUAAUAGCUUGGGGCUUCUAAUGAAGUAUGUGGAUAGCUUGCCUGAUUCACAACUUUAUAUAGAUUAAAUGCAAGAUAAGCAUUUCAUAUAAAAACAGGCGUAGAAAUUGAUUGUUGGUUAAGCCCCCAUCAUUAUUUUCCUAUGUAGGUCCAACCUAUCUGUUUGAUAAUAGUGGCCAUCUUAUUUACUGUGAAACAAUAAGUCUUACAGACCGGCAUUACUCUUUGCUCCUGUGGCUGUAAUUAUAACACCACACUGAUUUGCUGAGUAGCAUGCAGACUUGGACAAACAAACAAGACAUUUUUAAACAGUUUUUUUAGUUUUAACAGAAAUGGCUUUAGAAUGUGUUUGGCAAAUGUAACACUAAGGUAGCUGGGAUGCACAAUUGUAGGAAAGAGCAAUAGAGGGUAAGCAUCCAAACACAGUGGAUAUGCCAGUUGGGAACAGGGUUCUUCUUCUAUUUCUUUUUUAGUUGUGCUUCUUUAUUUUAGCGAAAUCUCUAACCCUAUGUUUGGUAACCCUCAGCUCACAACUGUUCGUACUGAGCUAGUUAGCUGAACAUGCUAACGAAUGCAUCUGAUGUUUUUCACUGAACAAAGAGACCCCAUUCCUAACAUUGUGUCUUUCAUUUUGAAUUCAACAUCAAGAGAAAUAAGUGACAGGUUAACCUUUCGGUGCGUAUGUGUGCGCGGGCCCCGUGCAAACUGAGAAUCUCUCUUGCUCACGUGAACUGUAACAACUGUCAGGGACUGUACACCUGAUGCAUUCAAAUGCGGCUCUCAUCGGCAAUGACAACCUGAUAAGAGCGGUAAGGGCUGCUGUCCUCAGUCGCACACAGACAGACUAUUGAUUUCAUGAUUACGCUGUCUGUCUUGGGUUUCUAUUAAGUCUGUCGAUGGCAUUGACGGCACAAUAGCGACGACUGACCGCUGGACGUUUGCUAAAAGACAUCGACUGCUGCCUCUGCUUAAUUUGCAUCAUUAUCCUUAUCCCUUCAGACUAAACAACACUAUUUUCCACCUGUUGACUGCUGUAUCACCUCUCCACUGUUCAGCCUCUAAUGCACAGGUACAAGUGCUGUUUCUAUGACAUCGGGUCUCUGUCUGAAAACGAGUUGAGACGAUUUAUCAUUGACGAGAAACCAUCUGCAUUCUGCUGGGAUGGAUGAAUGGGAAGAUGUUUCAGAGAGAGACUGAGAAAUGAAAGAGACAAACGCAGAGCAGAAAUCAAUGACCCACUCCUUCUCCUCUGUGAUGUAAAUACUCUGAGGUUUUCCUUUUUUAGAAAAUCCAUUUAGACUCUGGGUGUGUUUUUUGCGUAUAGCCUCUGUGGACCAUAUUCAUACAGCCUCAGUGGAUCCAAAACCUUAUGUCGCUCUUUCAGUUUCUCCCUUCUGCUCACACACACUGCUGUUUUGAAUCAGAAAGAAAAACACAAAGACAGUCAACACGCACUGCAGGACAUCCAGAAGUGAGACAAUGCUUCACGGAGCAGAAAAAUAUCACUUCUUUGUCUCUUUACCCUGCACGAUAUCUUACAGCUACCUGUGGUCAUGUCGACUGUGAUCCCAGAUAUAAUAACCGCAACUGAGCCCGUCUGCAGCUGUGUGAAGGUGGUCCACAAGUAUUUAUCCAUAUUUAUUGAUGUAUGUUCUUUAUGAAUUCCGGUCCUGUCAUUGUAUUAUAUUCUUUACAAGACAAAUGAUCAUUAAAGAAACCCUUGUUUGGA
Eleginops maclovinus (Patagonian blennie) is the source of this 9892-nucleotide messenger RNA. It is a transcript of the gene ncanb, whose product is annotated as neurocan b. The record is from RefSeq and is a predicted model, not a curated record. NCBI's taxonomy places the organism in Eukaryota, Metazoa, Chordata, Actinopteri, Perciformes, Eleginopidae. Gene Ontology annotation, cellular component: perineuronal net; synapse. Gene Ontology annotation, biological process: positive regulation of neuroblast proliferation; central nervous system development; skeletal system development. Gene Ontology annotation, molecular function: hyaluronic acid binding; calcium ion binding.